Molecule: messenger RNA, 841 nt
Organism: Drosophila innubila
Lineage: Eukaryota; Metazoa; Arthropoda; Insecta; Diptera; Drosophilidae
Exons: 2
Coding region: 3-632 (209 amino acids)
Source: RefSeq, a predicted model, not a curated record
AUAUGAAAUUUAAGAAACUUAAAAGGUCAAAAAAAAAUUUGGAGUCUCCAGCUAAAAUCGAACUAGCGUAUAAUGUUCUGUAUCCAAAAAAGAACAAGCCCCAUAUUAAGAAGAUAUAUCCAAGGAGUCAACAACAAUGCCCUCAACGACAGCCCAGAAGUACGAUAUGCCGUCAACCUCAAGCUUCUAGUCAGCGCGUUUGGCGGAAGACGAUCGUAUUUACGAAGACUAAGCCGAAGAUGAAGUUGCCAAGAUUAUUUCGUGCAGAUCGCUUGACCGGAUUGCCCGUAGACUACGAGCGUACUGUGUCAAAGAUCAUGCACUAUGUAAAUCCGCAUCUUUCAAGCAGCCCAAGUCCCGACCAGCUGAUGGAGGAACUGUUGACACGUACGCUGGUGGGCUAUGUUGGUAACUGGAAUUGCAGCAAUCAAUCUCCACAAUUCCUUAAGCACCAUAUGCGCAUAAUUCUACGAAAUCAGGUUCCACAGUCUAUAGAAAAUGACUUCCGAAAUGACGCGGAUUUGUGCCAGUUUCACUGUGCCUGCAAACGUAAACCUGUCCCACCGGAGGCUCUAAUUCCAACCUAUAAAAGUAAAUUUAAUUACAACAAUCUCAAGAUAAAGAGCAAAUAGAAAGUGUUAUUUAUCGGCUAUAUUUAGUAAUCACUGUUGUUGUUCAAUUUUAGUGUCUGCACAGUUCAAGUUAAAUAUUUUGAUUUUCAUAGCUCCAUACAUUUACAAAAAUGUCAACAAAGUGUAACUCACCGAUUCAAUAACAUUAUACUAAACUAGCUUUACUAACGAUAUGAGAUACACAAUUAAUAAAUUUCAAAUUCAUUUAA